This is a messenger RNA of Aureobasidium subglaciale EXF-2481, 4185 nucleotides long. Its product is annotated as glycosyltransferase family 41 protein. Gene Ontology annotation, molecular function: protein binding; glycosyltransferase activity. The record is from RefSeq and is a predicted model, not a curated record. The transcript has a single exon. NCBI's taxonomy places the organism in Eukaryota, Fungi, Ascomycota, Dothideomycetes, Dothideales, Saccotheciaceae. Bases 1 to 4185 code for a protein of 1394 amino acids. Gene Ontology annotation, biological process: protein O-linked glycosylation.
AUGGACUCCGUUAUCAAUCAACAAGCCGUGCCACUACCUCGAUACUUGAAUCCGCUCCCUCAUCCUUUCUAUGGUCAAUCCGUCCCGAGCGUUAUGCAGCCAUCUUUUCAGCAUCUGGGCCCCACUGCAUCCGGCAUAGACGGCCACGGUCUCUAUGGCCCGUAUUGGAACGACGGCACUUAUGUCCCAUAUCGUCCUGCUGCACUCAGAGACCCUCGAUUCUAUACACAUCAUGACGGCCGCUAUCCAAUGCAUGGUUUCGUGGAUUCCUGGAAUGCUCCUGGUCCUGGUCUUUCAUAUCCAGCCCCUGCCCAUGCAUGGUCGACAUAUGAUGCUAAAUUGCCAAUUGUAUACCCCUCAUUCGCAGGCGUUCAUAAUGUCACGCCAGACUUCGUUCCUAACUUUAGUCCAUCUCCAGCGACUGCGCAACAACGCGAGCAAGCUUUCAACUGGGCUCUUCAGACAUAUCGCGAGCUUCUAGUAUACAUUCAACAAGCGCGAAAGACAACCCAGCAAUCCCAGCCGCCAUACCAGGGCUUAUCUGCUGGCCCAAAGUUCUAUCCAAAACCCCCCAAAUUCUAUGGCGUUGCGCCGGCUGCAGGUUCGAGAAGUUCACAUUCUACUCCAAGCAAUGUGGCUCCAACAUUGUAUGCCAAUGGUCACACGUACCUCCCGACUUCACAUGUCUUGUCCUCUCCAACUCCCAUGUCUUCUCCUGAUGCUACUGGCUCUCACAUGCACGACACCUUGCCACCGUCCCGCGCAGCGAGUGCAUUGACUCUUAUAACGACCUUCUGCUCGGAAACGACGUGGCAAUGGAUUGAUGGUAUCCAUCUUGCUGGUUGUAUCGCAUAUGGACUCGGAUUUUAUCAGAGGGCCGAGGAGUUCUACCUGAAAGUCCUGGGUCUUGAAUCGCGGCACAUUGAAGCCAUGUCAAAUCUGGCGGCCACCUUGGUUGCUCUCGAACGCAAAAAGGAGGCGGAGGAGUACUGGAUGAAAGUCGUCAAGCUCGCGCCCAAUUAUUUUGAGGCAGUUGAGCAUUUGGUAGGCCUGCUUUGCAGCACUUCGCGUGGAAAAGAAGCCAUCAAAGUCAUCGAAUUCAUUGAACGAUCCCUACGGACGUACGCAACCCAUCAGCCGCGCAGGACCUCUGAUCAUCACAGCGAGAUGUCGUCGAACGGGAGUCGUUCACCGUGUCCUUCUGAAAAAUCCGAUCUAGCGGUGUACGACUUCGAAGUGGACAGCGACCUUUCGCAUGAGACUGCAAGUCCCAAGGAGCCUGGCUUUGGCUCCAGUGGCUAUUCGAUUUCAGGCGCUGACAAUGGUCGCAUGCUUGCGCUGGUUCAUGCGAAAGGUAACAUGCUUUAUUCGCUGGGUGACAACAACGGUGCAGCAAAAGCUUUCGAAGAUGCUGUACUCGUCGCCACCGGCCGUGUGUUCUCGGGUGUUUCUCAACUUGUGAAGCACAUUCUAUCUGUCAUCUCAACGGACGGUGGUCCAAGCGAUGAUUCAUCCGACCCCGUGCUUCUCUACCCCGAGCAGGCUGCGAAUACAGCUCGCCUAUGCUUCUAUCCUCACGGAGAAUUAGCAGGAUUACGUGACGUACCCUCUUCGCCUGCUAGCCCUGCUAAGAACGCUGCAGUUGCAAUAGCAAGCAACUCCCUUCUAUCCUUGGCCAAGAUCUUCCAGGAUGGGAUGGGUAGAAAUGUGCAAGGCGCUAGCGGUGUACCCAUGGUAUCAGGUGUGCGGGAGAUUCUCGCGCUAUAUUACCUUUCGCUCUCAUUGCAGCCUAGUCCGUCCACUGCUAACAACGUUGGGAUUCUCCUGGCCAGCGUUCAGCAGUCUGUCAGUCCAAUAAUGACAACCGCAUGUUCUCCUGCUUUCAGGCAGGACAUCCCUGGUGUGCAUCCUGGUAGCGGUGUCUCGCUCGCCUUGGCAUACUACAACUACGGUCUGAUGCUUGACUCGAGGCACGCCCAUCUAUACACCAACCUAGGAAGUCUUCUCAAAGAUAUCGGACAGCUCGACGCCGCGGUUGAGAUGUACAGGCGAGCAAUUCAAUGCGACGGCAAGUUCGACAUAGCUCUAGCUAAUCUGGCGAAUGCUGUCAAGGAUAAGGGCAAGAUUGCAGAGGCUAUAGAGUAUUACAAGCGAGCCGUCGACGUCAACCCCGAUUUCGCUGAAGCUGUUUGUGGCCUUGCCAAUGCACUCAACUCUGUCUGCUUAUGGCAGGCAAGAGGAGGCAUCACUGCUGAUGAUGGCUCACGAGACCGCUGGCACGUUGACCAAAACGGCAUGUUGCUGGGUGCUGGUUUGUCAAAGUCAUCAACACCGCCAGGUUGGCUCAAUCGCGUCGUGGACAUCGUCGAAAAGCAGUUGAAAGAAGGUGAAGGCUGGGGGCACGGAGUGCUAACUCCUGUCAUCAUCGACUCGCUAGUCCAACUGAUUACGAAUUUCGAUGGCGGCUUGCAAGGGCUUGCGACCGAUAAGCAACAAAUUCGACAGGUCAUCUCGGGAUGGUCCGGACAGAAGUGGGAAGGCGCACGUCUCAUCAAGCUUGUCGAGCGCCUGACCAGACGUAUCAGUUGGCACUGGUAUCAAGACAAGCACGUGCGGAAGAGGACAAAAUCUCGAUAUCUUAGGCCUCAGCUUCCAGCCAACCUUAACGUCCCUAACGCGCCUACAGUGUUGCCUUUCCACACUUUCACCUGUCCUGUUUCUGCCAAGCAAGUCCGCCUCAUCUCGGAACGUAAUGCAUACCGCAUCUCAACUUUGACGCUACGCAUGCCCUGGCUGCCUGCUGAUGUUUACCCUCCCCCAGCACCUCCAUCGCCGGAACUAAGGCUUGGCUAUGUAUCAUCGGAUUUCAACAAUCAUCCUUUGGCCCAUCUCAUGCAAUCUGUCUUUGGCUUGCACGAUCGGCGACGGGUCGAGGCUUUCUGUUAUGCCACCACUGUCUCGGACAAUUCGCCCUAUCGCCGAAAGAUCGAAGAAGAGUCUCCCCACUUCCAUGAUGCCAGUAACUGGACCAACGAACGUCUUAUUGACCAGAUCAUAUCAGACGGUAUACACAUACUCGUGAAUCUGAACGGCUAUACCAGAGGUGCUCGGAACGAAGUGUUUGCAGCACGUCCGGCUCCUAUACAGAUGUCGUUCAUGGGUUUCGCAGGUACACUUGGAGCCGAAUGGUGCGACUAUCUUCUGGCUGACGAUACUGCCGUGCCACCAUCCACACUCAGACCAUGGCGACGAAAUCUUGAUGUUGAGGACCGGCUAAUACAUGAAGCGAAGAGUGAAGAAGGUAAUUGGGUGUAUGCUGAGAAUCUUGUAUUCUGUCGGGACACCUUCUUCUGCUGCGACCACCGCCAAAGUGCACCUGACUCUGAGGAACGCAGUGUGACCUGGGAGGAGGAGCAAACUCGACGUUGGGAGAUGAGGAAGGAGAUUUUCCCAUCGCUUGCCGACGAUGUGGUGAUCUUUGGUAACUUCAAUCAGCUAUACAAGAUUGAGCCUACCACAUUCCGCACCUGGCUUCGCAUACUCGCUCAAGUUCCCAACAGUAUUCUGUGGUUGCUACGAUUUCCAAGCGUAGGCGAGGUGCACCUUAAGCGCACUGCUGAGGCAUGGGCAGGCGCUGGUGUGGCCGCUCGAAUCGUUUUUACCGACGUUGCACCAAAACAUCUGCACAUCAGUCGUGCUCGGGUGUGCGAUCUCUUCCUGGAUACGCCCGAGUGCAACGCGCAUACCACAGCAGCCGACUGUCUCUGGAGCGGCACGCCUCUGCUCACACUACCGCGCUACGAAUACAAGAUGUGUAGCCGCAUGGCAGCCUCGAUUCUCAAGGGUGCCUUGCCCAAGACGCCCGUUGAUGUUCGAGAGGCUGCUGAAAGAGAUCUAAUCGCAUCUUCGGAUACCGAGUACGAAGAGAUGGCCAUAAGACUGGGCAAAGGACUCGUUUAUCCACUAUCGGGCCCUGAUUUCGGCAAGGGUCAAGGCAGACUGGUUGAGCUUCGCAAAAUUCUGACCGAGUCGCGAUGGACAUCCGCGCUGUUUGACACUGCGCGAUGGACUCGUGAUCUUGAAGACGCGUACGAAGAAGUGUGGAGACGCUGGGUCAAUGGUGAAGGAGGUGAUGUCUGGCUCGAAGAUGUUCCUCGUGGAGGUCGGCGAGUGCAGGAAGUUUGA